Messenger RNA from Rhizoctonia solani, 3744 nucleotides. Its product is annotated as non-repetitive/WGA-negative nucleoporin carboxy-terminal protein. NCBI's taxonomy places the organism in Eukaryota, Fungi, Basidiomycota, Agaricomycetes, Cantharellales, Ceratobasidiaceae. Bases 1 to 3744 code for a protein of 1247 amino acids. The transcript is spliced from 22 exons. Gene Ontology annotation, molecular function: structural constituent of nuclear pore. Gene Ontology annotation, cellular component: nuclear pore inner ring; nuclear pore. The record is from RefSeq and is a predicted model, not a curated record. Gene Ontology annotation, biological process: RNA export from nucleus; transcription-dependent tethering of RNA polymerase II gene DNA at nuclear periphery; protein import into nucleus.
AUGGCGUUGACUCGUUCUGUAGCGAUGGAUUUGGGGUUGUCUCAGAUUGGAGUAGGUGCUGGGGCAGGGAGCGGAAAGAGUGCGUCUGCAUCGGAUAUUGCAGCGCUUGGCAAGGCUCGUACUAUUGUCGACGCGCAUCUUGCGAAACAUACGUCUAGGAUCCCUUCGUUGGAUGAAACCAUCAAUGCAUCCGCUUCGACCGACUAUACGCUCGUUCCCAACGAGGCAUGGGAGCAAUUCUACAUGCGAAAAGCUGCUUCACUUCCUGAUGGAUUGUUUGAACAUAUCGAGAGUGCCCAUAACCACUCGGCGAUGGGCUUGUUGCCCGAGAUUAACUAUGUGUGGAUCGUGCUUGGGAAUAUGCUCUUGCUAUGGGACUAUGCGAACCCGAGCUCGGAGCUCGUACGGUACGAUCAACAGCCUAAUCUCAUCACCCAUGUUGGACUCGUCAAGCCCAAGCCUGGUAUAUUUGUCGAUACAAUCCAACACCUGCUCGUUCUAUGCACACCGCUCGCGGUCCAAGUUAUCGGCGUCGAAAUCACACCAACGGAAAUGAAACUGUACGAAACAGAUAUUUCACUGUCGACAGACGGGGUCGAGAUGACGUCUGUCGUGUCAUCUCAACUUGGACGGAUUUUUAUGCUUGGUGUACAGGACGGAUGCUUGUACGAGCUCACGUAUCAAGCUGCAGAAUCGUGGUUUACGAAAAAGUCGGCGUGUUUGAUUGUGCCCAAACUCGAUCAGCGAUUGCUUGUUUUGGUCUCUGACCCGGACAGAAAGUGCCUCUACGCUCUUACGGAUAGAAAUCACAUUAUAAUGUACUACCUUGGCCAGCCAGAGGACUCCCUUCGAGUUGUUGUUGACGCCAAAGAUCUUCGUGGCGCAGCUCAAUCACUUUGCCCCUCGGUAGCUCUCAACUCUGCAUCCUUCCGAAUUUGUUCCCUCAUCGUUCUCCCACCAACCGAAGCGAGCUUUGCUGUGCUGAUAGCAAUCACGACCGGCGGUGCUCGAUUAUACUUUUCUCACCAACGACGUGGCUAUGGCUCCUACGGCGCUCCGAGCACUCUUGCGCUCAUUCACGUUCGGCCACCCCCCGCUCAACUUCCCCAUCCUGAGCAACCUUACCAAAACCCGCUAUAUGGAAGGGAGCAUUUACAAGGGCUGCCCUCUGCAGCUGUAGGUGGCAUCACACGUGCAGCAUACAGAAUGGGUCUCCUUGUCGCUGUUCAAGAACUCGAAUCCGGUCCGGACAACCUUCGCAACUCGCUCUUUGUCGCCACGCCCGACUUGGGCAAAAUCGCAGCCUCCACCACUUCUGGACCGAGUUCAAACACGACCUAUGGCACGACCCGACGUCCCGUCCUAAAUGAAUACGCCUCGCUUGUCCCGACAGAGCCUCCUCGGCAGUUUAUCGCGCUUACCGAGGCUGGGCUGACGAGCUUGGUCAAAAAGCGCCCGAUGGAUGUGUUGAGGGACUUGAUCGAGGCGAGUCGCAAGGUUGGAGACCUUUCGUACGUAUCGGUGUUCAAGGAUAGCUAUGGAGUAGACCAAUUCUGCAUGAUGUGUUUUGCGCUCCUGGCUUCCAACUCUCAUUUGUCAGCGGACAACCUACACCUUCCCGGCCAGCGGAAUACAGAUGGAAUUGAUGCAGCUGUUAAUAUGAGCAAAGAGGUUCUUCUUGUUACCCAAAACCUGCUACAGCAAUUUGGCGGGAAGCCGGCUGCCGUUGAACGAGGGAUGGACGUGCAUUACGAGUUCAGCGCCCGACAUGAUGGGUUCGCGUCAUAUCUUGCCGGGCUUUUGAAGCCUAUCUGGAAGUUGAAUAUCACGAAGGCUGGCCCUGGUGGACGUCAAGUAUCUAAUCUCAGCGAAAGUGUGCUGGCCGCGAUCCAGAACGAUUUGACAAACUGCGAGAUUUUCCAUCCUCAACUCUUGCUCGCUGGGUCCGGAGAGUUCAGCGCAGCCCGUGGGGGGACUGAACAAGAGGCACUCAAGGCAGAACACACGUCGGUUUCACAACUUCAAGCGUUGCUUUCGCGCGUUAUCGAGGAUACCGUCGCUCUAUGUGAACCUUCACUCCAGCAAUCCCUCUCUAAGCUGACGUUCGAUGGACUCAUGACCACCACCGAAGGGGCGGAAAUUGCCCGAGGACUGAUUAACAAUGUUAUAAACCAGCAAAUUUCACAACAGAUUAGUGUGGACGCGAUUAGCGAGACGCUUCAACAAAGAUGCGGCAGUUUUUGCUCUGCAGCUGACGUUUUGUUGUACAAGGCUCUCGAGAGUGUACGAAAGGCCAAGGAAACGAGAGAUGCCAACGAACAGAGGACGUGUUUGAAAGAGAGCUUUAGAUUGUUCCGAAAAUGCACCUCCACACUUUCUCUUGAAAAGCUCCAAGAAGUAGUCGCCGAAUAUCGGGCCCUACGGUAUGCAAACGGGGCAGUUCAACUCCCACUUCAAUGUGCCAAGGACUGGGACCUAGACAACCAUGGCCGCGAUUACUGGUUAUCUGAACGCUUGAGUGGAGACGAAAGACGAGAAGCGUAUAAACUUCGAAGGGAAUGCUACAAGCUAGUUACAGAUACGCUAAGCGCAUUCGAUGAUGCAUACGAGCAAAGUCAGGGCAAGGAUGACGGAAGCGCUGGUGAUGCCGAAGCGGUACGCAAAAAUGCGUACCAACUCGCCCUGAGCUCCGACGACCCUAUGUUCCAUGCGGAACUGUACGAUUGGCUCGUGUCCCAGGGCCGGACCGAUGAUCUGCUUGAAAUCCGAACCCCAUAUAUUGAGGAUCAUUUGAUCAGCCAAGCUCAGCGAAACGACAAGUGGGGAGAGCUUUUAUGGCAAUUCUUCGUCCACAGUGGUCAAUACUUGCGUGCUGCCUAUGCUUUGCAAGCACUCGCCGACUCUGAGACCGAUCUAGAUCUCGAGACCCGCAUCGAGUACCUGUCCCUUGCCGUUAGCAACGCCAAAUCUCACCCUAGUUCCGAGUAUGGACAACACGAGACCGCCGUCGAGUUCCUUUCUGAUCUGGAAGAUAAACUCGAAGUUGCUCAGGUCCAACUCGAGAUUGCUAAUCUCCUUUCGCGGAGACAUGCGAUUGAGGGUGACCUGGAGUGGCGCCGCCGAUAUGAAGUCCUGACCUCUCGCUUACUCGAUAUUUCAACGCUGUAUCGAGAAUUUGCCGAGCCAGAGAACCUGCACGCCAUCAAGUUGCUAAUUCUCAAGGUUGCGGACCGCCGAGACACUCAGUUGGCAAUGUCCAUUUGGGAGGCCAUCCUUGCGGAAGCGGGAUCCCCGCAAGCGGUCCAAGAACAAGUAUCAACGCUCGCAAUGAGGUUCUUCCCCUCUGACAUUGCCUUUCCCUUGGAUUCGGUUUGUAGGCUGUUGGAUGAAUAUGCAUGGCCUAGGCGGCUCCCGCCCACUUGGGUUCCCAGCGUUUUGCUCAGCGGAGGGAUUCCAUUUGAUGCGCUUUUUGGUGCGCUGUUGGCCAUUCAUGAAUCUUCGGUACCACCGUACAAUGAUAUCGCUCGGACGAACCACGUGCUUGCUGAAAUCACCGUCCUACUCGAGACAUGGUUGGACGAACAAACUCGGCCAGGCGUGGGAUCGACUCGGGCAGAGUUCCCGGUAAACCAUCUCGAUGAGGUCGUUUCCGAGUUCAUCCUUCAUGCCAGGGCGACCGAACAACAAAAUGAGACAACCACUCGACUACUUGAUAUCCAAAGGCGGCUUCGUCGACGGUUCUGA